Clonostachys solani is the source of this 1272-nucleotide messenger RNA. Lineage: Eukaryota; Fungi; Ascomycota; Sordariomycetes; Hypocreales; Bionectriaceae. The record is from the annotation of a GenBank genome assembly.
AUGGCCCUCUGUGUUUUUCUCGGAAUGAAGAAUACUCCCCUCGGAAUUCUCGCAAGCACCUCACAUACGCAUAUAAAUCGUCUUCAUCGCAUCGUUGGCUAUACUACUGUUUUCCUGGUAGCCAUUCAUGCUGCCUUCUAUACUGUUCAUUUUGCCCGCAACGGCAAACUGCAGUCCUUACUGAAGGUUGAGGACCUCGCAGGGAUCGGUGCCGGGAUCUGUAUGCUCAUUUUACUGAUGGGAUUCUUCAGGAAUCGGCAUUACGAGGUCUUCUACGCAAGCCACAUUGCUGGCUUUGUAUUUGCUCUUGUGCUGACAGCCCUUCACCGCCCAGAUUGGGCGAAGAAACUACCCGUUGUGAUGUCUUUUAUUGGUUUUCUGUGGGCGAUCGACCGUCUUAUUCGAGCAUCCAGAUUCACAUACAAUCUCAUCAAUAACCAGGUAGUCAUGUACCCAUUACCGGGCGGUGCGACACGUUUGUUACUAAGAAAGCCUUCAUCGCAAUUUGCGAGGCCCGGGUCUCAUUGCUUCUUAUGGAUUCCGCAAGUCAGCAUUUGCCAAAACCACCCAUUCACUAUCGUCAGCAAUGAUGAUGAGGGCCUGGAGUUGCUGAUGAAACGACGCGAAGGGUUCACCCAACGAGUGAAUGAUUUAGCCCUGCGGAAUCCCGGUCGUGUAGCUUGGGUCUCUAUAGAUGGUCCCUAUGGCUCGUUGCCUGACAUAAAUAUCUAUGACAAGCUCGUCCUGAUUGCCGGAGGCAGCGGGGGCGCCUUUACGUUUGGGUUGAUGAAUUACUAUUUCAACUGCCCCAAACGCACUCUUGUUCAGUCUAUUGACUUUAUAUGGGCCGUGAAGUCUACCGAAUGUGGCUCGAGUAUCAAAGUCACGAUAUACAUCACGAGCGAAGAAUCAACUCUCUGCGAUGAUUCUGGGCCAAAAUUCAUACCCAACGACACCCAAAGUGGACUACACACUAUAUCACAACACAUGGUAGCUCCGGACUACGGGACUCGAGAAUAUGAUAGACCGGAAGUCUUGGGAUCCGAGAGCACUAUCAAGGCCAUAACAAACAACGCAAGUAUUAUAUACGGUAAACUGUGUACGACGGUUCUGAUCCAUGACGCAAUGCGAGCAGUGAGGAGUCAAGAUCGUGUUCUUGUAGCAGCAUGCGGGCCAGCCUCACUAACUUCCGAUUUGAGGGAUUCAGUCGACGACUACGAGAGUCACUUUGGUUCCACCAUAGAUAUUUAUUGUGAAGAUUUCAGUAGUUAA